Molecule: messenger RNA, 1862 nt
Organism: Phyllopteryx taeniolatus (common seadragon)
Lineage: Eukaryota; Metazoa; Chordata; Actinopteri; Syngnathiformes; Syngnathidae
Gene: ift22
Product: intraflagellar transport 22 homolog (Chlamydomonas)
Exons: 6
Coding region: 254-814 (186 amino acids)
Biological process (GO): intracellular protein transport
Cellular component (GO): endomembrane system
Molecular function (GO): GTPase activity
Source: RefSeq, a predicted model, not a curated record
GAGAGUGAGAUGGCCAUUGGCUGGGACCAUAGAAACUAAACGGAAGUUUACCGUCGCGAGCUCGGCUAAAAGGAAAAGCUACGAUUUACAAGUAUUUUUUAAAAAACAUUUAAACUACCCGACCGCUUCAAAUGUAAGCUUAAAUUAACAUGUAGGCGUAUAUCUCAAAGAGACGACUGACAAGCUAACGCGCAGUCGUGGCUUUAAUCGCAGUUAGCUUGACGUCUAAUGGUGCUACAGCCUUAUCACUACAAUGUUCAAAGCUAAAAUACUCCUAAUUGGUCCAAAUGAGAGUGGGAAAACUGUCCUUGCAAAUUUUCUCGCAGACGCAACAGAAAACGUGGGGGGCGAAUACAGACCCACUCAAGCAGUCAGGAUACUAGAAUUUGAAUCGCAACUGGAUGCCAGUGCUGACGUGAAAUCAUGCGAGGUUGAGAUCUGGGACUGUUCUGGUGACUUCAAGUUUGAGUCAUGCUGGCCUGCGCUCACCAAGGACUGCAGUGGGGUGGUGAUCAUUUUUAAUCCCGACGUUCCCAGUCACUUGAAAGAAAUUGAGACCUGGCACUCGAUGUUCAUCUCCUCGCAGGGCUUGCUAGACAGCCAGUGUCUGCUCAUCGCACAUCACAAGCCCGGCAGCGCAGUUGAAGAAGGUCGACUGCCUUUAGCAUCACAGCUGAGCAAACUUACACUUAUUCACUCUGAAAUGGAGGAAGAGCCCGAGGACCUGAGGCGAGCUUUCUGCAGAUACCUGGGAAAAGUAGUAAAUGCACUUUCGGAAAGCCGGGAGCAGGAGGAGAUGUCCAUCAUCACAUAGCGCCAAAACCUCUUAAAUAUGAGCAGGACCCCUCCACCUGUAACCCCAGUUGAUGCCCGGAUAUCUCAACUUUGGUUUCAUCUGACCUUAUCGCAAGCCCUCUCCGACUCAUGUAGAUGUUCACUGGCAAGCUUAAGGCAUGCGUGUGCCUUCCUGAACAGCCACUGCAAGAUUUCAUUGUAAUAUGGCGCAGUGUGUUGUUACCAAAGGUUUUCUUGAUGGUUGACGUUCAAUUUGCCUUCCAAUAAUUGCCAGGUUCCAGCUGUGUACUUUGAGUCGGUUCUCUUACCUUUUUCAUGAUCAUCCUCACUCCAUGAGGCAAGAUCUUGCAUGGAGCGCCAUACUGUGAACAAUCAAUGGUCAUUUUUUUUCCCACUUUGGAACGAUGGUGCCAAUAGUUGUAACAUUCUCACCAAGCCUUUUCCUGAUGUUUUUUGUAACCCAUUCCAAUCUUGUCCCUGUCGUCGUUUCGACAGCUCUCUUGUCUUAUCAUGAUUGGAAAGUAAGACAUUCUACAGUAUAAUAGGUGUGCUUAAUAUUGGAGUUGAUAUUUAAGUGUUCUUACCAGCCAAUCUGUGAGGGCCAACAUUUUGGUUGGGUUGUUAUUUCACCCAAUAAAAUGCACAACAUGUAAUCAACUUUUUUUUUUUUCACGCAAUUUGUAUUCAUAUUUUAUCCAUAACAAAAAAUAACAAUAAAAAUGUGAAUAAAUUUCUUUGCAAGUGAGCAAACUUACAAUGUCAUCACGGGAUGAAAGGAUUAUUUUCCCAACUGUUUAUGGUAAGAAACCCAUCUGUUAUCCUUCUAAUUAGACAAUUCACAGAUUCUGUUGGGUUUGAAAGGAUUUUAUUGGCAUGUAAAAGUCACGUAUCAGUGUGUGACAUGAAAGGAACAUGAGAAAACGGUAAUCAUGUAUCACAUAACAGUACAAUAUCUCAUGGUAUAGCAUGUUAAUAAGUGUCUGGAAUACAACUGCAAAAAAAAUCUUUUCGUAAAACAAAACCAACCGAGGCGGAUUUCCUCCAUCUCGGCUCUCACAGCGAGAGUA